Molecule: messenger RNA, 516 nt
Organism: Tripterygium wilfordii
Lineage: Eukaryota; Viridiplantae; Streptophyta; Magnoliopsida; Celastrales; Celastraceae
Exons: 3
Coding region: 34-306 (90 amino acids)
Source: RefSeq, a predicted model, not a curated record
AAGCAAACAUAGCUAAAAAAGAAAAAAAAAAUUAUGUCAACUGGAGCAAGAAUGACAAUGAGAUCUGCACUGAGCCGACUCAGCCUAACUCGUUCGAUGGAGUCAACUCGUGGAGCUACUCGUUAUUUCUGCGAUGGAAAAGGCCGUGUACUGAGCGAGGAAGAACGCGCGAAGGAAACUGUCUUCAUCAAGAAAAUGGAGAAGGAGAAGUUGGAGAAACUGAAACUGAAGGCUGAGAAGGAAAAGGCAGAAAUAGAGAAGGGGGGUUCUGAGAAGAAAGUUGAAGAAGGGACUCAUAAGGGUUGAAUUAGUUUGCUCAAGCCUUGGAAAUGAUGGAGAGAAAUAAAAGUGACCUUGAACUCUCUGCGAACUGGUGUCUGUACAAAGCACUGCUUUUGUUUAUCUAAUCUUGCGAACAAUGUACUUGUCUGUUGUUAUUAAGUGGUGGUUUCGCUAAGACUGUUUUGAGUGGCUUGGAUUAAUAUAACAAUAAAGCAGAAAACUGAAAUAUGUUUA